UAAGUGUACUAUUUGCGCAUGCGCAUUGUGCUCCCAGCGUAAACAACCGACAGAUGUUUUUUUUCCCGUCAGAUUAAGUAGCAUCGGCUACGUCUUUUUUUUUUUGCAUCGGCUACGUCUUCUUCAGGUCUGUGCGGAUGCGUGACGUUGUCCACGUUGCGUGAUCGGUCGCUGUGGUGAGUGAUAGAGUGAUACCGUUUUCGCUGGCGACCUACGUACGUCCUAACCCCAAACCAACCUUUUUUUCAAAACCUUUAUUUAAAACACCAGAAGACAAACGUUGGGAGAGAAUUUCCUUGAGAAAAAACCCGUAAUUAUCAGGAAUUAAAAGAGUCAGGAGAUUCACGGGUCUUCGGCCUCCAUCAAGCCCUCUCCUCAUCACACCAACUAGCUCCAUCAACAUCCUUUGGGUUUUCUUAAUCUUAGCUCCAACCUCUAUUACGUUUUUUGGCUCCUACCACUCAGCCUCAAAACCAGGAAGCUCAGAGGUAAGAUGCCCCCCUUACCUGGAGCAGAGCUCAUCCAGACAUCUGUGCAGCUGUACAGGUACCUGCUGAGGUGCUGCAGGCAGCUGCCAUCCGCCGCCAUGCAACAGCACUACAGGCACGCCAUCAGACAGAGCUACAACAGCCAUUCUGAUGAAAAAGACCCAGAAAGGAUCCUCCUCAUGAUAAACCGGGCUGUGGCAGAUGCAGACUGGAUCCUGGAGAAGUACUGCCAGGGGAAGUGACCGUGCUACCCUCACCCUCUGUUUCCAAAUGUGACAAAGCUUGGGAAGUCCUCAAUGUUGCAGCGGCUCAAAAGAUCAGCAGGUUUCAGGAUGACUCCAUGAUUUUUUACUAAAAAAUAAAGGUCCAGCUUAGUGCCAAAAA
This is a messenger RNA of Oryzias latipes (Japanese medaka), 872 nucleotides long. It is a transcript of the gene lyrm9, whose product is annotated as LYR motif containing 9. The record is from RefSeq and is a predicted model, not a curated record. Lineage: Eukaryota; Metazoa; Chordata; Actinopteri; Beloniformes; Adrianichthyidae.